This is a messenger RNA of Symsagittifera roscoffensis, 1102 nucleotides long. RefSeq names its product zinc finger protein 879-like. Gene Ontology annotation, molecular function: RNA polymerase II transcription regulatory region sequence-specific DNA binding; DNA-binding transcription factor activity, RNA polymerase II-specific. The coding region runs from base 27 to 890 and encodes 287 amino acids. Gene Ontology annotation, biological process: regulation of transcription by RNA polymerase II. The record is from RefSeq and is a predicted model, not a curated record. NCBI's taxonomy places the organism in Eukaryota, Metazoa, Xenacoelomorpha, Acoela, Convolutidae. Gene Ontology annotation, cellular component: nucleus. The transcript has 2 exons.
GUUCUUUAAGAUGCUUUUGUUUUGUGAUGGCCACCUCGAUUGACCAGAGUGCUCGCUUGUACCCUGUGCGGGAGCGGGUGAGACUGUUAAACAGGCUGCAGUGCGUCAAUAGACAUGGCCAGAUUGCGCAGGUGGGGGCCGGAGGAGGAGGCGGACAGGAAAGACAGCAGCAGCUGCCGGUGGUGCACAUGUCUUCGUGGGGCUGUGGAGUGAACAAGCGACUGUGUAUGCAGUGUGGAGAAAGGAGUCACUCGACCAGUGUGGUUAAGGCGGAGCCGAUGGGGGACAAGAGUAAGCUGUACUACUGUCAUGCGUGCAGGUGUCUGAUUGCGAGGGCGCCCAUGUUCACCCAGCACCUGAAGAGGCAUGCGCGUUGCUUCGUGUGUCCUCUCCCACUCUGUGGACUGGCGAAGAAGACCAACGAUGCUCUCCUCACCCACAUGUUCUCCCACUACGGCCUCAAGCCAUACACCUGCUCCAUAUGCAACAAAGGCUUCACGAGUAAGUACAGGGCGAUCGAUUGCUGCAUUGGGAGCUACAAGUGUCCCAUCUGCCACAAGUAUCUCUCUUCUAAUGCAUCUCUCAAAGCACAUCUGGCGCGCCACUCGCACAGACGGGAAGCACAGGUGGGGGGAGGAGGAGGAGGAGGAGGCUACAGGAUCCCCACCAGACUGUUGCACUGCUCUCACUGUGGUCGGCAGUACACUUCCAAGAAUGGACUGCGUCUCCACAUGGAUCAGGUGCAUCUGCGGGCGGAGAGGAAGCCCUUCCAGUGCAAAUUCUGCCUCAAAAAGUUCGCCAGGCAGGAGAAUUUGAAACACCACGCUGGAAUGUUCCACGCAUUUAGACUGCAACUUGAAAUGAUUGACGUUUGUGUUAAAGGGUUCUGAUGAGAAAAGCAUGUGAUGCUGCAAGUAUGUUGACACUUGUUUUUUUUUGUUGUAUCCCUGAGUGAUACAUUUGUAAUACCGAAUCUAUGUAUAAUUUUCUAAUACCGAAUUCUGAAUCAAUGUAUCUAUUUGUAAUACUGAGUGAUACAUUUGUAAUACCGAAAAUUACUACUUUGAGAAUGCUCUAGCAGAUGCUUCUCUUGCUUUUUGGG